GUUACUUUCGCCUGUUAUGCCUGAAACUCGCAACUUAGUCGCAAAGAAGCAUUUUCUUGACCCAGUAGCACAUAUUUGACUAGCCUUCCGACCUAAGACCUUCGGACGGUGCCGCGUCUUCCAGCAAGUUACGUAAACGUUCAUUGUGUUAGGUCUUAUCUUGUUGUUUGGUUAAAUACUGGGUCUGACACCACAAGGGAUAGGGUCACAUUACACAUCACUGCACCAGUUAGCCAGGAGGACAGGACCAACAUGUCCUCGGCGUAUCAAAAGGCGAUUAGCAUCCCACCUGCAUUCCCAGCUAUCUUGAAAGCUUUUACUCGUGAAAUUCUUCGGGCACAGCCAGCAAAUAUAUAUGAGUUUGGUGCACGCUACUUCGCGGGCCUUCAAGGGCAAGGCGAGCCGGAGGGACUGGCACGCGGCAAUGCCGAACCCGCCAGCACGUUAAAAGCCAAAGGUUCCGUCGAUGUCGAGGAGACAGCUGUUAUGUAUGACAUCGCAUCGCUCAGCCCCGCGGAGUUGGAGCCCAUCCUGAUGAAGCUCUUCAUUGAGGCUGACGCGGACCGAAGCGGCUUCUUGGACCGACACGAAUUUACGUCCGUGCUGCGCAAUGCGAACCUAAAGCUAACAGACAGGCAGAUCCGCCAGGUGCUGGCGGAGGCGGACGAGAACGAGGAUGACGUCAUCCAGUACAAGGAGUUCCUGCCCGUCAUGGUGGACAUACUGCAGGGAAUCAAGGCCAAGGAGCAGGCCAAGGCCAUGAUGCACGGCGUGGAGACCAUGGUUCGAUCCGAGGUGGAGACCAUGCUGCUGCACGGCCUGCCGCAGGAGGAGCUGCAGGCGCUGAUGCUCAAGGUCUUCAAGCGUGCCGAUGCGGACGGCAGCGGCCAACUCAACAGGCAUGAGUUCAAGGAGGCGCUCAAGGCUGCGGAGCUGGGCCUGACGCGCAAGGACAUCAACCUCAUCCUCUCGCACAUCGAUGUGGACCGAGAUGGGCUGGUGUCGUACGAGGAGUUCAUCCCCGUGUGCUUCCAGGUUCUGGUUGAGCGGUUCAAGGACGAGAUCGUGGCCAACGACAUCCUGGGCAACACCGACGAGCUGCAGCAGAUGCUGCUGGGCGCGUUCCGGCAGGCGGACCCGGACAACACGGGGCUGCUGGCACAGCGGCAGGUCAAGGCCAUCCUGAAGGAGCUGUCCUUCCAGGCGCUGGGACUGACCACCCUGCAGACGGUGAGCCUGCUCAGCCAGGCUCCCACCACACCCGAGGGGCUGGUGCAGUACAUCCCCUUCGUGCCCCAGGCGGCCGCCAUCAUCCGCUCGCUCAACGACGUGGGCUCCAUGAAGAGCCGCAUGAAGGCCAUCAAGGCGGUGGCGGCGGCGGGCGGAAUACAGGCUCUGGGUGCUCUGGACCUGGACCAGCUGCGUUCGCUGCUGGCUGCCGCCUUCCGCGAGGCGGACCCCGAGGGCAGCGGCCAGCUGAGCGAGCCGCAGGUGGUGCAGGUGCUGGAGUCGCUGGGCAGCCUGGCGCCGGACGCGAACAUCCAGCUGUCGGAGCAACACAUGAAGGCCAUGUUCGCCGCCAUCGACGCCGACGAGAGCGGCACGGUGGACUGGACGGAGCUGGUCAACUUCCUGUGUGAUGCGCUGGAGCACGUGGAGCGGGAGGCGUACAUCGCGAACAUGGGCGGAGCGGGGGAGGAGCAGUGAGGCGGGGGGCCGGGGAGGAGCCGUGAGGGGGAGGGGGCUGUAAAGGUGGGGGGGGGGAAGGAGCCGUGAGGGGGGGUUGGGUAAACUGAGCCGCGGAAACACUGACCCUAACCUUAGUACACCGGAGGAUGAUGGCGUCCCAGAUGAGGGGGGAGGGCAGCUGGCGUGCGAUGUAGUAGGUGUAAACACAGGCGCUUAAACACAGGCGCGGGGCGAGGGUUGGGGUGUGUAGGUGGAUAUUGGUGUGCAAGGGGCAUGGAGGCGGCAGCAGCAGCUGGGAAGCAGCUGGGGUGUAGAGUGGGACGCUGGUCGUGCGUUUCAACCAAGACACAGGUGACAGUGUGGGGUUAUGUGAUUGCAUAGGGGGAGCCGACGUGAUUGUGCCUCCGGCUGGGUGGUAUCUGGUAUGGCAUGUUGGUCAGCAUGCGAACAAACGAAUGAGCAAGGGGGUGGGGGUGCGGGAGUUUCCCGCCACCCAGCAUUGGGCGCACAAUGCCCCAGCAUUGAGAGCGACAUUGUGUUAUUGGGUGGAUGUUGGACGCACAGGGGGGUAUAUCACCCCAAGGGAUGCGCGACCCGCUGUACAGGUACCGGCUACGGUGCGUGUCUGUUAAUAGAAUUCCCCGCGAGUAGGAACAUGCUGUGAUUGCGGUAUGCAUACGAUGCGGUCGAUGACUACUGCUCCUAUCUGUGGUGGUUGGUCACCCCCUAGCCUGCGGUAUUAUUCCACAAGUGGGCGACUAUGUCGCUGCAACGCCUCAUGGGGCAGCAGCAGCAGCAGCUAAUAGGGGUGCUGGCGGCCCCGCUCCGCAAGGGAGCCUGCACCGAGCCUGACGCCCCGCUGAGUGCAAAAGAGGUGGCAUCCUGGUCAGGAAGCGCAUGUGCGGUGCGGUACUGGCGGAGCCGGAGGCGGGGGGACACGUGCCAGCAUCGCAUUCCACAAAGCACAGUAAGCACAC
Astrephomene gubernaculifera is the source of this 2666-nucleotide messenger RNA. The record is from the annotation of a GenBank genome assembly. NCBI's taxonomy places the organism in Eukaryota, Viridiplantae, Chlorophyta, Chlorophyceae, Chlamydomonadales, Astrephomenaceae.